AUGAAUACGUUGAGCCUCCCUGAUGUAACACCCGACGACAAGGUAUCACGAAACACGAUUCGACAUCAGAUCCGUCUACAACCAGCCUUUGACACGUCAUGGAGGUUAUCACGCGCGACGAAUCACGAAACACGAAUCGACAAGCGCGCGCGCGCUUCAGCAUCCGUCAUCUCGUUCAUCCCGACACUUGACACGUCAUGCGAUUCACAAAUCGACCUUGUCAAGUUAUUCGAGGUAACCGACCUCACCGGAGGUGACAGGUACAAGGACGAAAUAGAGAACGAUACGUUGGGGAAACCGACAUCGAAGGAACGGACGUCUGCCUACACAAAAGACGAAACGACCUUAGACAGGGACGGGAAGUAA
Molecule: messenger RNA, 366 nt
Organism: Filobasidium floriforme
Lineage: Eukaryota; Fungi; Basidiomycota; Tremellomycetes; Filobasidiales; Filobasidiaceae
Exons: 2
Coding region: 1-366 (121 amino acids)
Source: RefSeq, a predicted model, not a curated record